Messenger RNA from Oxyura jamaicensis (ruddy duck), 5094 nucleotides. RefSeq names its product tripartite motif containing 47 (gene TRIM47). Bases 95 to 2137 code for a protein of 680 amino acids. NCBI's taxonomy places the organism in Eukaryota, Metazoa, Chordata, Aves, Anseriformes, Anatidae. Gene Ontology annotation, molecular function: zinc ion binding; protein binding. The record is from RefSeq and is a predicted model, not a curated record. The transcript has 6 exons.
GCUCCCCGACGGCGGGCAGGAGGCGGAGCGGGCGGGCGGAGCUCGGUUCCCUCCCGCCCCACAGCCGCCUUUGGGGCCGCGGGGGCGAGCAGGGAUGGAGGCCACCACGGGGAGCAGGCGGCCGGUCCCCUCCGCCGCCACCUCGGCGGCGUUGAGGCUAGCGCUGGCCGUGCCGGGUUUGCCCGACGGUCCUUUCGGUUGCCCCAUCUGCUUGGAUAUCCUGAAGGAUCCGGUGACGGUGCCGUGCGGGCACAAUUUCUGCCAGGGUUGCCUGGGGAAGCUCCGGGGGAGGACGGGCUCCCCCCCCGUCGGCGGCGGCGGCGGGGCGGCGGCGGGCGGGGCGGCGGCUGCUCGCUGCCCGCUGUGCCAGGAGCCCUUCCCGGCGGCUCUGCGGCUCCGCAAGAACCGAGCCCUGUGCGAGGUCCUCCCGCUGCUGGGGGCGGCUGCCGGACCCGCGACCACCCCCGUCGAGGCCGACCCGAGCCCUCCCGGAGCCGGCUCCCCCCCUCUCACCUCCCCCAGCCCGCUGAUGGCGCCGGGAGCCGAAAAAGAGCAGCCGGAGAGGGGAGAGAAGAAAGAGGAGAAAAAAGAGGAAGAGGAGGACGAGGAGGAAGGGGAGCAGGGGGUUUUGUGCGACGUAUGCCCCGAGGGGGCUCGGGCGGCGGCGGCUAGGUCGUGCCUGGUGUGCCUGGCGUCCUUCUGCGGGGAGCACCUGGAGCCCCACCGGCGAGCCCCCGCUUUCCGAUCCCAUCGCCUGGUCGCUCCCCUCCGGCGGCUGGAAGAAGGGCUGUGCCCCCGCCACCUGCAGCCCUUCGACGGCUUCUGCCGAGCCGAGCAAACGUGCGUGUGCCCCCACUGCCGCACCCACGAGCACCGAGCCCACGACGUGGUGCCCCUCGAGCAGGAGCGGGAGCUCAAGAAGGCCCAGCAAGCCAAAUUCCUCAGCAAUGUGGAGAACGAGCUGGAGGAGCUGGCCGUCACCGUCACGCAGACCAAGAAGAUGGUGGAGCUCAUUAAGGGUGUCGCCACAAAGGAGAAGGAGCGGGUCGAGAAGCUCUUUGCAGAAGCCUCCGAGGUCCUGGCAACCUUCCAGAAGGAGGUGGCCGGCUUCAUCGAGGACGGGGAGCGCUCCAUGCUGCGGGACGCCGAGCUUGAUCUCCGCUGGAAGGAGGAGAGGCGAGCCAAGCUGGCCCAGUGCAAGCAAAACCUGCAGAACGUCCCCAGCAAGGACACCAUCUACUUCCUCCAGGAGUUUCAAGCCUUAAAAAUAGCCAUGGAAGACAACCUCUCCCCAGCUUCGAGCUUCCAGAACGAGCUCAACUUCACCAAGUGCACCCAGGCCGUGUGCGCCGUGAAGGACAUGCUGUCGGCCGUCUGCAAAAAACAGUGGGACCGCUUGCAGGGGAAAGGCGUCGACGGGCUGAAUUUCCAGGAGAUGGAGGAAGUGACCAAGUCACGGCUUCCAGACAAGCCGAACAAUCCCGCCUGCCUGGAGAGCCGUGAUUACUUCCUGAAAUUUGCCUUCAUCGUUGACCUGGACAGUGACACGGCCGACAAGUUCAUCCAGCUAUUCGGCACCAAAGGAGCCAAGCGGGUGCUUUGCCCCAUCCCCUACCCGGAGAGCCAGAUCCGCUUCAUCAACUGCGAGCAAGUGCUGGGCAUGAACCUCAUGAACCGGGGCAACUACUACUGGGAGGUGGAGCUCAUCGACGGCUUGGUGAGCAUCGGUGUCGUCACCGAGGACUUCAACCCCCAGGAAGCCUACAGCUGCUGCCGCCUGGGGCGCAACUGGAAGUCCUGCUGCCUGCAGUGGAAUGGACAGAACUACGUGGCCUGGUUUGGGGGCUCUGAGUCUGUCAUCCAGCAGCCGUUUUUCCACACGAUCGGGGUCUUCUUGGAGUAUUCAGAAAAGACCCUGACCUUCUAUGGAGUCAAGGACUCCAAGAUGACGUGCCUGCAGCAGCUCAAGGCCUCGCCUUCUGGGGAGUUAGACCCCUUCCAGAACACGAUCAACCAGCACUUCGCCUCUCUCUUCUGGUUCAAGCUGAAACCGGCCUUCUUCCUGGAGAGUGUCGAUGCCCACCUGCAGAUCAGGCCACUGAAGAAAGAUUGCGUUUCGGUGCUCAAGCGCCGGUAACUUCCCCGAGGGAAAGAAAGGCCCAGGAGGGUCUCUCCUACAGCAGGCUGCCACCAUCACUUCCUUCUUUGUGUGUCCAGGGUCGCGAUGGUCCUCUCUUGGCGCAACACCUCGCUCAGAAGUGCCACUACAUCACAGAAUCAAGCCACCUAGGUUGGGAAACACCUUCGAGAUCUCCAGGUGGAACCAUCACCCUGACCGACCGAGUCCCAUCACCAGGCCAUGUUGGGGUGCCGGGCUGCCCGUUCCCUCUCCUCCCCACCUGCUCCCGCUGCCCGGCAUCUCAUGUGGGUCCCUGCUUUGUGCCUUGUGUGUCACCACCACUUUUCAUAGCAUGGGCUCAGCACUGCCCGCAUGCUGCUUUCUGAAGUGCCUUUGCAGCAGCAAGCCCGACGUGGAUGGGGCAAACCCCAAAGCCUCUCCCUGUGGGGCUCGACACCGAUUAGUGCCACUAAUGAGAAGCGAAAACCUCUGCCUUCCCCCGUGUUUGGGAUGCUGUGGAAAAGCCACGGUCCUGCAUGUGCUGGAGCCCUGGGCUGUUCCCUGCCACGGCCAAACAUCCCGGCUGGGAAAGGGGAGAAAUGCCAGCACAGUUCCUGCCUUGAGAAACAAAGGGAGCAGCCCACAUCAGUUUUGAGGAUGUGCUUCCAGUAAAUGCUGGGGAACUGCUUUCAGAAGCCUUACAGUCAAAAUACCCCUCCCUUUUUUGAUGACCCUGCUAUUUUAGGGGAUUUUAACACUGUUGAACUCCCAAUUCUUCAAGUACCCUGGGCACACUUGAGCUGUAAAUGUACCCCAUAACUUAGAGAGCUUUUCAAGUGACAAAGAGGUGCUCUGAGUAUUCCCAGGGGCAAAUGGUGUAUCUUAGGGAGAGCUGUGCAUCAACAAAAGGUAAAGUCAGUUAUUAAGUGACACUUUAAACUCUGGGAAUAAGUAACAAUUAACAAAAACUACUCUCAAGCCAGUGUCCCUUGUGGGAAAGGUGGAAACUUCAGGCUGAGAGGCAAAAUGCCCAUUCGUGUGUCCUAAAGGAGCUUUUCCAGCUCUGCCCUGAAGACAUUACAGAGGCGGCACAGUGUGGCUCCUGUCUCAGCCCGCCCUGCCUUCCUCCAAGUUUAUUUUUUCUGGGAUUAGUUGGCUACCUACCUCCUGAAGCUUGCUUUACAGAAUCAUAACGCUGUGUAAUAUAUACCUAGUGAGAAAAUAUAUUGGGCCAGAUUCUUUGCUGGCGUGAAUGAGUCAGUGAUGACGCACCAAGAGUCAACAGGGAUGGAAAAUGUCCCACUUAGCUAAAUAUACAAUAUAUAUCUUUAUGUAUUCCCCAAAGGAUAAGCUGGAAAUGAUAGUGGUAUAUUCAAAGGGAGACAGGGAAAAAAGUGAACAUGGGGGAAAAAAAGGCAGCCACAAAGCCAAGAGGUUUAAAGUUCUAGCCACGUUUACCUAACCAGUGAGGCUUGAAGAGCUCCUUUACCUGUGCUGCCAGCUCCCGUUGGCAUGGGCAGAGGUCCCAGCAAACAGCCACUGCUGUCAGCUCUCAAAUGUGGGGCUGAGGGCUCUGAAUGCAGCAUCCCCAUCCCCAGGGCAGGGCUGGAGCACUGGUGCACAGAGGGGACUGCUGGGAUGUGCCCGAAACUGCUCCUUCUCAGCUCCUCCUGAAAUGCUGCAAGCGGUGGGAUGCAGGGUGUAGGUCUUCCCGUGAAUGAAGGGAAUUUCCCCGAUGUCCCCUUCUCAGGACGAAAUCGUCACGGCCAGCGGGAAUGCUGCCCGGAUGCGAAUUCACUCCCCACGUCCUGAGCUCCUACCUCGAAAAUGUUUUGUUGCGCUCGCGCCAGUUUCCCUCCUGCAAAACAGCCUUUGCACGAGGUGUCAGCAGUGACACUGCGCAGGCAUCGGCGCUGUUUUGUUAGCAGCGGAGAGCAUUUAGUAUCAGAAAUGCCUUGCCAGAUAAGAAGGCUGGAGACGUGCGGCAGCCCGUGCUUGGUGAUGUGCUGGGAGGAAGAGGAAGGCAACCUUGAUCUGUGCUGCACGCCUGCGGGAAGAGAUCUCGCAUAUGGGCUGGUGUCUUGGCUUAGUCUGGGCCCCAAAUGUCAUUUAUUCAGGCAAAACUCCCACCGUUUGCAGUGAGGAGUUUUGCCAGAAUAAAUACAGUGGAUCUGGGCCUUUGCCCCAUUUUGUUUGGCCGUGGGCGGGUUGAUGGCUCCCUGGGGGAACAGCGCGCUUGAUCCAUGAUCCCUCCCUUCCCUGUGUUGCCCAACGCUAAGACGCGAGCCUCUGCUCCUUGAGGGUUUGAGAUGGCUUGCAGGGAUCCAACACUUUUCCUGUUCCAUCCCUGCGGCUGCAGGAGGACGCAUCAGGAGCCUGGGCUCUGCUGCUGAUGCCACUGCUGUCUGUGGCAGGGGCGACUCACUCGAUUCCUGUCUGUCCCCGUAGCUGGGGUGCUGAUGUGCAGCUUUCCAGAGGGUUUGGAGAGCUCCUGUAGAUGCAGUGUGUUUGGAAAGUGUUAUCAAACCCUCUCCUUCCUGCUGCUGUUUUUUAUCCUGGUUGGAAGUGCUAUAAAUCCUGGUGGUUUAGGGCAUAAAGCAAAUUCUGACCGAUUUAAGACAGGGGCAAUCCCUCCAGGGUGUUGGACCAGAGCUUGCUCUGUGAUGCCAAUAAUUUGGGGUGUAAACUGGAAUGAUUAGGAAAUGUGCACUAUACCAGCCUUGGAUAUUUUUUUUUUCUGUAAAUGAAAGGAUAAACACAGCAUGUGGUGAGUUUAGAUAGAUAGCACUUUGCAAUUUAAACAGCCUUUCCGUGCUCCCUUGAGUUAUUUUUGCUGUCACAGUGUUCCUCUUUUUAAUUAGGAUUUUUAAAUAUACAUUUACUGUAGAGUCUUUUACAGUGUGUGAAGAAACUGUAUCAGAAUAAUAUAAUGUUGGUGGAGACUAUGAUUUGCCAUUAAAUGUUACACAAACAUA